AUGCGUGCUCAUUGGGUUUCAUUCACUCUGCCCACUUUGGGUGAUAGGUCAUGUACUGGCGCGGCAUUUCUAGCUGAUGCUCUUUUGUGGCAUGAACGUUACAGGGUCUCCAGAAUUUCCACGAGUCACAGGAUGGUUUGUUCAGCAUCAUCUGCCGCUGGGAGCACAGGAAGCUCAGGAUCAGAGAUUGAUGAGAACCCAUAUGAGGUGAGCUUAAUUUUAUGAUUUGUAUCGGUAUAACAUUAGGAAUUCCAGAGCGAAUUAAUUCAAACAGGUUUUUUAGGUUCUGGGUGUCAAUCCAAUUGAGGGAUUUGAUAUGAUGAAGGCUGCCUAUAAGAGGAGACGGAAAGAUGCAGAAAGUAGAGGAGAUGAGGCAUCUGUAGCUAGAGUAAGCUAUGACGAUUGUAAUCGUAUUUGUUGAUAUACGUUGGAGUGUCUCAUACCGGUUUUUGUUUAAUGUUGUUUUACUUCUCCAUCAGUUAGAACGGGCAUAUGACAAAAUCAUGAUGUCUCAGCUAACCAACCGGAAGAAAGGUCUGGCAUUUGGUUCAUUCCAGGUUGGCUUCUUGGUCAAUGUGAAAUAUCCGUUAUAUUUUUUUUUACUCAUUGCUUUCGAUAAGUUCUCAUUUUGAAAUAAUGACAUUUGCAUGCCUGUUUUGCUUACCUAUGUGAGCAAUAUUAUCUUUCGUAUAAUAUUAAAAGAUAUGAGCACAUUGAGAGUUUGGAGUUUAGGAUCAUGAAUAUCAUCUUAUAUAAAUUUUUAUUUCCGAAAGUAUUUCGUUUGAUGAUGCCUAUUUUGGGAGAGAAGAAGACUUUUAUAGUUUGGUGAAAUUAAGAUGGGUUAUAAUGUUUCUAACUCCAAUGGUGUUCAUAGUUUUGGAUGUUUUAAUCUUAUAGCUGAAACCAGGAGAACAACGCCAUUGAAUAUUACAAAACAUGAAAGAAUCGCAAAUUAUUAAAGUCUGAAAUUAUCUCUAAUAUCAUUAUGCACGAAUCCGGAUGACAAUUGGAGCUGCCUAAAUUCUAAGGACACUUAAUAUGCUGGAUUAUGAAGAUAUAGCAGAGAGAGAAUAAUACGGCAAAUGAAAAUAAUGUUUAAGAGCAAUGGCUUGAUUUUACAUCAGGAAAAUCAACUAUUAAAAUACUGACCUCAUCUUCACAAUAGUUGGGUAAUAAAAGUAAACCUCCAAGUUAGGUGACAAGUGCAAGUGAAUAUCCAAUACUGAGAGUUAUGUAGCUACAUGAUAUUCGUUUAUAACAUCAGUGGAAUAUCACACAUUGUUUUCUGCUGUUGUCAACUGUUGCAAUCACGAGACCUUUGAAAUCGUUCCUUUAACUAUCACCUUUUAUCUGCAGCUUUGCUUUGCUUGGAGAUACCCUAUUCUUUUUCUGAAGGCUUAUGCUGAGUUUUUUUUUUCUUCAUGUAUUUGUCAAUUCCCUUUCUUGAGUUAAAAUUCCCUCUUUUCCAAGGUUAUUAACUGUUUUUUUUAAUUUUUUAUCAUACAACUUCUUUCUGAUUGUGAAUCCUUUUGUUAAAAUUUUCGUCUUCAAUUUCCUGACCUCGAACUCUCUUCCUCAGAACUGUUUCAUAAUUUCUCUCAAUUGGUCACGAUCCAUAAAUGUCUGGUUGGUGGCCACUGUAAUAUUGAUAUUUUCUUACAUUAUCAGUAGUCCAUGCAUCUAUAGCCACAUGACCUUAAACAAACAAUCACACUUUCUUUUGACACCUAGAAAAAGGAUUCCUCAGUUUUUCUUGAAAAUGAAGUCUCCCUAGUUCUUGGAUCUUAUUUUAGUUGUACUGUUCAUUAAUUGUUGAUGAAAAGGAAUAUCAAUUUCUGUUUCCAUUCAGGUUUCCAAGGACAUCAAAUAUGCUGACAAGCAGCCAAUUGUACCAUGGGGACCUAGGUAAUUUCUCCAGUAUUUUUUCAUAGUAUUCCUGCUUUAGCUCUCCCUCUGCAUGGAGGAACUCUGUAUUUUUUAGGCCCUUUGAUUUGUCAGUUUUGCUUCUGUGUGUUUUCUUAUAUUUUAUAAUUCUUGUUUCUCGGGGUAGGAUAAGUGAAAUGCAACCAACAUAUUUUCUGGGAUAAAGGUUAUGCGGGGGACGGAUCAAUACCCAGAUUCAGCUUGUAAUUAUGGGUUCAUGAAAUUUUAUGGAUUCAUUUUGGGGGCAAGCUACCAUCUAAACAAAACGAGACAAUAAGUUAAAAGAGAAAAAUAUGAUUCAUUAGAAGUUAUUUUCAGGUGAGAUCCCUCAAACACGUGACGCAAGGUGUGGGUUUAGUAAAAUUAACCAGUCCAGAAUCAGGCUGGGUAUGAGUUAUAACCAAAACAAGAUGGAAUCAGAUAAUGAUGGAACUGAUAAAUUAUAGCCUGUAAUCGUUUAAACUUCAUUGGUAAUUGUAACAAACAGGGUCGCAUGAAGCAUGAUAGAUGCAUGUUCUUUUAUAAUUCAUAUUUAUUUAUUUAAUUUUUUAGCGAUUACUGUUUGCAGAUUUAGCAAAUCUAGCCCAAAGGACAUGAAGAUCAAUUUGGCGAUAUCUGCAUUAUUUGUAAGAUGCAAAUUAUUCUCUUUUGGAACCCACAUCCUUUUCCUCAUGUAUUCGCUCAAUAUUGUCUUGGCUGUUUGUUUCUGGAUGUUUACGAUGCUUAAAGCCUAAAGGCUGUAAAUUUCUCAUACAAUUCUGAGUGACAAUUAUUUUUCCAUUCUGUAAAUUAUUCCUUUUAAAUUUUGCGUAGCCAUGAUCAUACUUGUUUGGAAGUACACUUUUUCUGUGACUAAAUCCCAUAAAAGGCCUGUUCUUUGUUGUUCACACUUCUUUGCUAUCAUGUCCUAAGGACAUGCAUGGUUGGUUAUUAGUUUGGAGAUAUGUUUUUAGGAUUUCUUUUAUUGUUUAAGUUUUGUUGGCAAUUCUCUGAUUUUAUUGUUAAUAGCUUGUGGAGAAGUUCCCUGUAUGUCACUCAUCAUCUAAUGAAAUAAUAUGCCUAUGAUGUAUGUUCAUGAGUCAGAUUUUUUUGUCCUUAUGUAACUCUGUUAUCAAUUGACCAAAAUGAUUUGGAUCGGUUUUUAACAUUCAAUCCCAAUGUGCACAAGAAUCAUUCGUGCUCUUGUGGAUAUUUUACGAAAGUAAACUUUUUUUUUCUGUAGUGGGGUUCGUCCAUACUUUGUUGACUCAGUGCGAUGCGUUCCAAUUUAUGCAAAACAGAUAUAUUUCUCAAGAUUCCAAUCCCAAUGAAUUCCAGUCCUGACAUGGGUUAAGAUUGGCUGAAUAUAAAAGGAGGGGUUAUUACUUCUGAUUUGCAUGUAAGAGGAAUCUAUUUUCUCUGAGAGGCUUGUCCGAAGCUUGUGGAAUCAGUGUGAUGUGCUCCAAUCCAUACGAAUCAGAUAGGAAUUUUGAAGAUUCAGAACCUUUAAUGGCUUUUAUAUGAGUUGAAGCGGAGUCAAUUUAAGUUGCAACAAAAGCAGGAGAAUUUGGCCGGACGGUUUCGUCUGCCAGAUUCACUAUCUAUAGUCUUUUCUUUUCAAAUAGGGUCGACGUAGGGUGCCUUUAAGCGUCCUGCAAUCCAACUCUCCGACUAUGCCAGAUGUAUUUUAGAUAAGGGCCAUCCAUUUGGCACCUCAUGAUCAUCUAAUCCUUGAGUCAUAAAUUAAAUAAGACACAGUAUCAUUGAUUAAUGAAUCCCAACGAGUAUUCGGUUGCAUGAUAGCAUUUUCCAGAUAUUUAACGAUCAGAAAGGCUCUCAUUUAAUGUUUUAAUUACUAGGGACCAGUACGCAUUAAUAUAUUUAAUUCUUUUCAGAUGCAUGCUAUUGCUAUUUGGUUGAUGCAUGUGAUACUACUCUGAUUGUUUGGGUUUUAAAGCUGAUAAGGUGUUAAAUGUCUACUCGGGGAGGUAUAAUUAUGCCUGCUAUUAAGGAGGCAUAAAAUACCUAACCUUGGAGAUUUCUCAGGUUUAGAUGUUCUUACCAAAUCUCGGGUUUAUUUCUAUCCUGAAUCGCCAUAGCCAGUGAAAAGAGAGAUUUAUCUUGUUAUUGAGAAUUGUUUAAAAUGAAGGAGUUGAGUGGCUACACAAUCUCAAACACCUUGAGCCAAGUCCUGCCCAUACAGUCAUAUUUCCUUUUCUCACCAUUUAAUUAAUGAAGAGCGCUUCAUCUUUGUCUACAAUUGGUUAGUAGAAUCUCUAUCUGCGAGGUCAAUUUGGUGAAAAUUUACCUACUCAACUAAGGUUUUUCAACUCAGUGCUUGCUUUGGAAUCUGCAGAGGUCUAUUUCAGACCUUGCAAUGAUGAAAAGUUGGAAAGGUACUGUUCCUGUUGAAGAAACAUAUUUUCAAUAAUCAGUCCUAAAACGUAGACCCCCCCAUUACUGAUAAUACUAAUUAGUCAAUCUAGUAUCACUGGACUCAUGUUGAUAUUUUUUUGCAAAGCGAAGUGAACUUCCCCUGUCCUUGUCCCUCGACAUAUCCAUUGUGGGGACAUUCAUCCAUGUUGCCACUUUCUAGUAUCUGCUACUAAGCUACCACUAUUGAUUGUUUUCGGAUAUUAUACUUAUGCAGACCAUCUGGAUCAUUAUAAAGCGCAGUGCUGAGUACAAGCCUCUGCAAUUUCUAGGGUUUGUUUAUGUAUACAGAAUAUUUGAGAAACUCAAGUCUUCUGAGCCAGCAGCAUCUGUCACAUUCAAUGUGAGUUGCGAGUCUACCUUUUCAGUAAACAUAUAACGUGAAUUUGCUUCAUUGUCCUUCAUCAAGAAUCAAAUAACUGACAGCAUGGUUAUAUACUGGUUCUGUCGCGUAGGAGGAAGGUGAAGAUGAAGGCCGGGGUCUACGCAUGGGCAAGCGUCUUCUCCGUUCUCUGACAUUGGUUUUCACAUGUGUCGCCCUUGCAUCUUUAGUAAGUCUCAUGCUUCAUCUUGAUUUUCAGUUUCAAGGCCAACUCAACCUUAAUAUUGACUUUGACUCGUUGUGUCAACUCUCAACCCUGACAACAUCUGACUUACUGGAACGACUCACAAACUUUUUUUUUUCCUGUUUCUUCUAUGGUUAUUUAUUUUUUUUCACCCAUAAUUGCAGGGUUUCACAGGAAUUCUCAAUGUGAUCGAAUAUCUAGGGCAGUAUAUACCUCUCUUCCUCUUCAAUAACCAGGUAACUAAGUCCGUCUGA
Messenger RNA from Spirodela intermedia, 5155 nucleotides. The record is from the annotation of a GenBank genome assembly. NCBI's taxonomy places the organism in Eukaryota, Viridiplantae, Streptophyta, Magnoliopsida, Alismatales, Araceae.